Molecule: messenger RNA, 336 nt
Organism: Entamoeba nuttalli P19
Lineage: Eukaryota; Evosea; Mastigamoebida; Endamoebidae
Exons: 2
Coding region: 1-336 (111 amino acids)
Source: RefSeq, a predicted model, not a curated record
AUGAAACAAGCAACAAUAGAAGAAAGAUUAAUAAAUACAACAUCAGACACUAUUGAAAAAACAACAAAAAGAAUUUGUGAUAUAACUGCAGUAGUUGCUGAUGAACAAACUAAAUUAUGGCAAAUAGUUGAUAAGGCAAACCGAGUUCAAAUUCAACAAAAUUAUUAUUUAAAAAGUGUUAUUGAUGAUGAAAAUCAAUCCGUAAUUGAUUGUCAACAUAAAAUGGAAGAUAUUAUCACUGAUAUGGCAAAGUACAGAACUAUAACUUCCUUUACUACCAUGACAUAUACAUUAAACGAUUUAUUUGACUUUAUUAAAUCUAAUUAUAAGAGAUAA